Juglans regia (Persian walnut) is the source of this 576-nucleotide messenger RNA. RefSeq lists its product as uncharacterized. The transcript has a single exon. NCBI's taxonomy places the organism in Eukaryota, Viridiplantae, Streptophyta, Magnoliopsida, Fagales, Juglandaceae. The coding region runs from base 1 to 576 and encodes 191 amino acids. The record is from RefSeq and is a predicted model, not a curated record.
AUGGAUGGUCACCCGUGGUUAUUUGAUAAUAGUUUGCUAGUACUGCAUGAGUUUGAUGCUUUCACUCCCACACAAAAGCUAAAAUUUGAUAGCAAGUUGAUUUGGGUCCAAAUUCAUAAUAUGCCUUUUGCUUGUAUGAAUAAGGAAUGUGGGGAGCAUAUCAAAAGAUCACUUGGGAGGAUUGUUGAGAUGGGUUUGCUUGUUGAUGGUAUUGGUUGGGGUCCUUAUUUGAGAAUUAAAAUUGAUUUGUCUCUUCGGAAGCCAUUGGCUAGAGGUAGAACUAUCUGUCAUGUGCAAGGUGAGAAGGUCUGGCUUCCAUUAAAAUAUGAAAGAUUGCCUCGUGUAUGCUUUGAUUGUGGCUGUAUGGUUCACGGGAGAGAAGGUUGUUUGUUCAAACCAACUGAUAACUUUGGGUUAUUUGAGCAUGCAGACCAAUUUGGUCCUUGGUUAAGGGUUGAAACAUACGUUAUUAAACGAUCUCUUGCUCGUGCUGGAUGGAAUGAGAAUCAAUUAGGGGGGGUCAAUGAGAAAGGCUAUAUGGUAGAAGGACGUGGAAGUAGCAAUACGGUGGCUUAG